This is a messenger RNA of Chilo suppressalis (striped riceborer), 183 nucleotides long. The record is from the annotation of a GenBank genome assembly. Lineage: Eukaryota; Metazoa; Arthropoda; Insecta; Lepidoptera; Crambidae.
AUGUCAAACGAAAAAGGUAUAGACCUUUAUAUAAAACUCAAAGAGGGAAAAAGCCUAGCCACUUCCUACGAGUGCAAGUUCAUUGAGACUUCCGUGGGCAUCAACCACAACGUGGACGAGCUUCUAGUGGGACUCCUGACGCAGAUCCGGCUCAAGCAGCAACACGCAGAAAGAGUGAGGUGA